CCUAAAAUAAACUAACCAACCAACUUAGCAGCCUUACUGUAGGAGUCAAUGAUCUAUGUCUCUCUCUCUGUCCUCCAUAUUAUAUAUAUACCACAAUGGUUCCAUGAUCUUCCAAAUCGGAGCAUACAGAAAACAAAAGAAAGAAAGGUUUUUUUUUCUUGGGCAUAUCCCAAGUUUCCUUUUGUCUUUCCUUCUUUAUUUUUUCUUCUGGAUAUAAUUCUCCAAGAAGAAAACAAAACCCUUAUUUCUAAAACUACAUCAAAGUUGAUCGUAAUGGGAAACUGUUUAGUCGGAAAGAAGAUUGCAAAUGUUACUGAAGAAGAAGAUCGAUGUGAAGAAGUGAUAGCGAAGAAAGAUUACAAAGGGAAAGAUCGCAAAGUGAAGAUUGUUAUAACGAGAGAUGAGUUAGAGAAACUCAUACUUUUCCAGCUUAACGCAGACGGUGCAGCUAAAGGAGGAGAUGCCACGUUGGCUUCUUUUGGAGAUUUUCUAAGAGAACUCGAGGCGGAGAGAGUAGCCGGAGAAGCUGCGGCUGCGGCUGCAGAGGAAGAGAAGUCUCGCCAAAGAUUAUGUAGGAGGUGGAGACCGUCGUUGGAGAGUGUCAUCGAAUGGCCUGAAGAAGUAUAGUACUCUUUAUUUUAUUUUAUUUUCCUAUUAUUCAAGGUUUUCAAAUAUUUUAUUUUUCUACUAAAAGAAAAGGAUUUUCUUUUUGGAAAUUUACUUUUGCCUGUUUUUUCUAUACGACUUUUUUUUUCCGAGAUCGUUUUUGGCAUCUAAGAUCUUGGGUUUUUGAAAUGGGCAAUGGUGUAUUACCAAAAAAAACAAUCCGAAAAAAGAUUUCUAUGUUUUGUUUGCCUUUGUAAUUUUGUGUGUCAUCGUUAAUAAUGUUCAUAGCUCUGAGUAUAAUCGUUGGCUAUCAAGUUUGUCUUCCUCCCAUGUGUAAUAAUGUAAUAUUAUCUUAAGCAAAAAAAUAAAAAAAAAAUAAUAUUGUCAUGUGCUCUCUUUGUUGCUUUUCAAUGCUUGUAAUUCAACCAAAGUACUCUUACAAUUACGAACCAAAUCGGCCAGCAACAUAAACUCAAAGAAAAAAAACAUCAAAUAGGAUAGCAACAUAAACCCAUAAAAACAUCAGUAGGCAUCUAUAGAUUAACCCAUACAAAUGUGAUCUCUUUAUGUUUUACUAGAGAUUUUACCGCGCUAUGCGCGGUUUGUUUGUCUAUAAACAUUAUAUAAUAUUAAUGUUAAAUAUAACUUAAACCUUAGAUUUUUUUUAAAAAAAAAUAAGUAUGUUUUUAAAAUCUUAUAUCAUUUAUUUGUUUCGAAAUAUUUUAUUUGUUGAACAUAUCAUUAAUUUAUGUUAACAUAUUAAAUGUUUCUAUUAAUCUUUUAGUAAUCAUGUUUAAAUCUUAAAAUUUAUAAUAGUCUACAUUUAAUAAAAUAAAAAUGUUUUCUAUUAUUUUAUGUAUAUUAUAUAUUUUUUAUAGAUCAUUUGAUUGAUUUUAAAUUAUUUUUGAAAUAUAGGUAAAUAACCUUUAUUUCAUAUAAAUAUAUAAUUUUAUAAAUAUGUAAUAAUUUUAAUACUUAAAUCUGUAAAUUUUGAUGACCAAUAAAAUGAUUCAGUAAUUCUUUAAGCUUUGAAGCCAUAAUUUAUUUUCAAUAACCUUUUUUGGUAUUUAUUUUUUUGUAGAUAAUUAUUUGUUAUAAAAAUGUGAUAUAUGUAGUAGAUUUCAGGAUGAACCGAGUCCAUUUUUAUUUACUGCAUAAAAGUACUUUGGAUAGAUUGCAUUACACAUAUGCAGAUAUAUUAGUCAUCGGUAAAUUUUAAAAAAUUAUAACCUUGGAAUAUUGUUUGUAUAUUACAGUAGAAACUUAUUUCCACUAUUCUUAAGCUUACGAAGGUGUUGGAAUAGGAAGAUGUAAUUUAGAUUUUUUUUUAAUUGUAAAAAAUUCUCAAUGCAUUAAUUGGUGAUGGUUUAACCUAAAUUCUUAUAAAUAAAGAUGGAAAAAAUAUAAUGGUAUAUUGAUAGAUUGAAGGUAACAAUUAAAAAAAAUGUAAAUGCGUUUUACUGAGAAUCAAAAGCAGCUCUAAAGAAUUUAUUAAAUUCAUUAAUUUUUAUCUUAUAAUUUUGUGAUUAAAACAUAUUUAAGCUUAUUUCUAUUUUAUAUUGACAUAUAUGUUUUUUAAGAAUGUCAUCACUUUUAAAAUUUAAUUUUUUCUUCAUGUAUUUAAAAUUUAUUAUAUUUUAAUAUUUAAUUAAAAUAUUGUGUGUUAAUUUUCAAAAACUUAACCUAGAUAUUUAGUUAAUUUCUUCUAUGUACUUUUUAGUCAUUUUAAACUGAUUUUAAACCUUUUUGGUUUUGAGAAAUUGGUUUUAACUUUAUUUUGACAUAAUUAUUUUUGAAAGUUAGUGUAUGUAAUUUUGUCAUAUAUCACAAAAUAUAAGAAUUUAUGGUUAACUAAUGUAAAUAUAAAUACUUUUAAUUGUUUUUUGGAAAUUUUCAUUUAUUUAAAAUUAUGUUUUUUGAAAAUAGUGAAAUUCUGACUUGUAAUUUUUUUUCUCAUAAUAUUUUCUCUUUAGUGAGAGUUUAGGAAGUUUAACUUGUUUUAGAGAAGAUAUAUGGGAAAAUUACAUGUUUACCACUUUUAUGGUAUCACUUUUCAUUUUUACCACCACUAAUGAGACAUUUUCAAAAAUAACUUCUUCAUUAAAUGGCAAAAGACUCUUAUACCCUUGUUAUUUAUAUAUAUAAUAAAUCAUUAUUUAAAUAAAAAUAAAAAAUAAAAAAAUAAAAAAAAUAAAAAAAAUAAAAAAAAUAAAAA
This is a messenger RNA of Brassica rapa (field mustard), 2821 nucleotides long. RefSeq lists its product as uncharacterized. The record is from RefSeq and is a predicted model, not a curated record. Lineage: Eukaryota; Viridiplantae; Streptophyta; Magnoliopsida; Brassicales; Brassicaceae.